AUGGAGGAUGCUGUGGAAGAAAGAAAACCCUUGGGUUUUCUUCCCGGUGAAUUAGCUGCAGGGAAUAUCUUCCAAUCACCAUCACCCCAUAAGAAUAGUAUCCAUUUUUAUACCUUGAUUUUAUUUAGAAAAGAUAUAAUAUUUUCUAUUAUAUACUAUUUUUUUUUUCUAAUCGCUGGUCAUAUGUAUAGAACCAAUUGGGUUAUUGGUCAUAACCUCAAGGAUAUUUUGGAAGCUCAUAAAGGUCCAUUUACAGGGGAAGGACAUAAAGGUCUUUACGAGAUCUUAACUACUUCAUGGUAUGCUCAAUUAGCUCUUAACCUAGCUAUGUUAGGGUCUUUAACUAUUGUCGUAGCUCACCAUAUGUAUUCUAUGCCUCCCUAUCCAUAUCUAGCUACUGACUAUGGUACCCAACUGUCUCUGUUCACGCACCAUAUGUGGAUUGGUGGAUUUCUCAUAGUUGGCGCUGCUGCACAUGCAGCUAUUUUUAUGGUAAGAGACUAUGAUCCGACUACUCAAUACAACAAUCUUUUAGACCGUGUUCUAAGACAUCGUGAUGCAAUCGUAUCACACCUCAACUGGGCAUGUAUUUUCUUAGGUUUCCAUAGUUUUGGUCUAUAUAUUCAUAAUGAUACUAUGAGUGCUUUAGGACGUCCUAAAGAUAUGUUUUCAGAUACUGCUAUACAAUUACAACCUAUCUUUGCUCAAUGGGUACAAAACACUCAUGCUUUAGCACCCAGUUUGACAGCUCCUGAUGCAACAGCAAGCACCAGCUUAACCUGGGGAGGUGGCGAUUUGGUAGCAGUAGGUGCCAAAGUGGCUUUGUUACCUAUUCCAUUAGGAACUGCGGAUUUUUUAGUACACCAUAUUCAUGCAUUUACUAUCCAUGUGACUGUAUUAAUAUUACUGAAAGGUGUUUUAUUUGCUCGCAGUUCUCGUUUAAUACCCGAUAAAGCGAAUCUUGGUUUUCGUUUUCCUUGCGAUGGGCCUGGUAGAGGAGGAACAUGUCAAGUAUCUGCCUGGGAUCAUGUCUUCGUAGGAUUAUUCUGGAUGUACAAUGCAAUUUCGGUAGUAAUAUUUCAUUUUAGUUGGAAAAUGCAGUCUGACGUUUGGGGUAGUAUAAGUGAUCAGGGAGUGGUAACUCAUAUUACAGGAGGAAACUUUGCACAGAGUUCCAUUACAAUUAACGGGUGGCUUCGUGACUUUCUAUGGGCACAAGCUUCUCAAGUAAUCCAAUCUUACGGUUCUUCAUUAUCUGCCUAUGGCCUUUUAUUCUUCGGUGCUCAUUUCGUUUGGGCCUUUAGUUUAAUGUUCCUAUUUAGUGGCCGUGGAUAUUGGCAAGAACUUAUUGAAUCUAUUGUUUGGGCUCAUAAUAAAUUAAAAGUUGCUCCUGCUAUCCAGCCAAGAGCCUUGAGUAUUGUCCAAGGACGUGCUGUAGGAGUAGCUCAUUACCUUCUGGGUGGAAUCGUCACAACAUGGGCGUUCUUCCUAGCAAGAAUUAUUGCAGUAGGAUAA
This is a messenger RNA of Cryptomeria japonica (Japanese cedar), 1515 nucleotides long. Its product is annotated as photosystem I P700 chlorophyll a apoprotein A1-like. Gene Ontology annotation, molecular function: metal ion binding. Gene Ontology annotation, biological process: photosynthesis. The record is from RefSeq and is a predicted model, not a curated record. The coding region runs from base 1 to 1515 and encodes 504 amino acids. Lineage: Eukaryota; Viridiplantae; Streptophyta; Pinopsida; Cupressales; Cupressaceae. Gene Ontology annotation, cellular component: thylakoid; membrane. The transcript is spliced from 2 exons.